AUCCAGUGCAGUAAAGUUUUUCUGGUUUGCCUGGAGUGUUCAAAAGAGAUAGUAAUACAUAGGAGUUAGAAAUAGCAAAAAUGAAAAUCGGUCUGACAUCGCUAUUAUAAGAACCACACAGUAUAGUUACAAAUCAUUGCAAUACUAGAUUUUGCUCUCCUAUAGUUUCAACAAUAGUGUUGGCAGCCAUCCCUACAUGUGUGUGCAUCUGUUAUGAGACAAACUAACUCUACGAGCGAAGGCAGCCCUCUGGUAUCAAGGAAUGGCUGUUGCAAGUACAGAGUGAGAUGGUUUUAUUCCAAAGGAGCAUUUCUCGUUCUGGUCUGGAUUAUGCUGUUGACUAUAGCCUGUAUAUCAGUGUCUCAUAUAUUUCGUAACGUCAAUUUUGUAAUUUCAAAAUGGCUAUUUGCUAUUCCUAUUGUGUUUUGUUUGUUGGGAGCUGUUUUCUCAGGAUGGCUAGCCAACGCUAAGCUGGGGAACUACAGCGUGAUGAAAUACAGUUUUGUACUGUUGUUUCUUACAACUUUGUUUUCUAGUGCCGUCACCCUAGUUCCUGGCAUUGCUCAUUACGUGUAUGUUGUGAGUGUCGUGUACUGCAUAGGCGGGAGUCUCUCUAUAGUAGCUGUGGUAGCAUGCUUUGUUACCUUAUUACAGCUUGGCCUGGAUCAGAUGCCUGAUGCUUCACCUUCCAAUAUCACUAGUUUUAUUGCCUGGUUUGUAUUCAGUAUCUAUGCUGGUGUUUGGAUCCCGAACGUUUCUAAUUUACCCAUUUCAUCUGGUACUUUGUGUAGUCAAAUGCCAUACUGGGUUGUCCAACUUUACAGUUUGCUGCCACCUUUGUGUAUGAGUGCUGUUCUUAUUCUUGAUUUUCUCCUAGCUAAGAAAUGGCUUAUAAUUGAGCCAAAGUCACCUCAGUCUCUAACAACCAUCUACCGUGUUCUCAAGUUUGCAGCCAAGCACAAGGCUCCCCUCAAUCGCAGUGCUCUCACAUAUUGGGAGGAAAACGUACCUUCGAGAAUGGACCUGGGAAAGUCAAGAUAUGGUGGACCAUUCACUACGGACCAAGUUGAAGAUGUGAAGACCAUCCUACGUUUGUUACCCCUCUGCUUAACACUAUGGCUUCUUGGGUGCUCACUUGCAAUAUUCCAUCCACCACAUGAAACAUUGUAUCUCCCCGAUAUGAACAGUUAUGUUUCAGAGCUUCUGGCCUUAAUCACAUACAACUCUUGGUGGUGUGGUAUGGUUUGGACUGUCUUUUAUGAAUUUAUUCUAUACCCUGUGAUUCGUAAUAGGCUUCCCAGCAUUCUUAGAAAAAUCGGAAUCAUUUCUUUCUUAAUCACGGCUCUCAAUAUUGUGCUUGUAAUUCUAGGACUAGUCCACUACUAUCACAGUGAUUUAAUGGAAGUUCAUUAUGUCAUUGUGAUAUUAUAUUCAGUUUCUCAAGGUUUGCUCACAAUGUUGCUUGCUAGUGCCAUGCUGCAGUUAGUUUGUGCUCAGGCUCCAUACAACAUGAGAGGAGUGUUUGGAGGGUGUAUAACAUUUGCGUUGAUGUCACCUUCGAUUAUCAGCCAUUCUUUUCCAUUGAAAUUCACAUUAAGAAUAUUAUAUGGGAUUAAAGCCGCUGUCAGUCUGCUUGGAUUCAUCGUGUACUGCCUCCUGGCUCGCUGGUACAAAAGGAGAGUUAGAGACGAGGACUACAAUGUACAAGCUGUUGUGGAGGAGGUGUAUGAUCGAUACUUGUCAGCUCAACAUUGACUAAAUUUUGUUCUGUUACGACUGCAUGAUACGUUUUAUCCUCUGUCUUUUUGUCGAUCAUACAUGUUCAGAACAAUUAUACGUAAAUGAGUGAACUAUAUACAUGUAGCAUUGUGUUUGGGUG
This is a messenger RNA of Halichondria panicea, 1879 nucleotides long. Its product is annotated as solute carrier family 15 member 4-like. Gene Ontology annotation, cellular component: membrane. Gene Ontology annotation, biological process: transmembrane transport. Gene Ontology annotation, molecular function: transmembrane transporter activity. The transcript has a single exon. The record is from RefSeq and is a predicted model, not a curated record. Lineage: Eukaryota; Metazoa; Porifera; Demospongiae; Suberitida; Halichondriidae. Bases 214 to 1755 code for a protein of 513 amino acids.